AUGAGAAACCCUCCUCCGUCUUUGCUCUCCCUCACCGUCAACGUCGCCGUGUUAAACCUAUCUCGCAUCAACGAUCUAUCGCAUCUUCCUGAUCACAUCGUUCUCGAUCUCUUCUCGAGGACACUGAAAGCUGGGAAAUUGAACGAGAGAGUCUUGAGACUCUUUAUGGCAUCUGGAAACGAAGAAGUUCUUUCGAUCAUCGACGCUCUGAAAAUCAAAAUCGAUAUUACUCCCAUUCUUCCUACUCGAUGUCAUGAGAAAUUUAGAAUGAACGGGACAAGACGCUAG
This is a messenger RNA of Microthlaspi erraticum, 288 nucleotides long. The record is from the annotation of a GenBank genome assembly. Lineage: Eukaryota; Viridiplantae; Streptophyta; Magnoliopsida; Brassicales; Brassicaceae.